Messenger RNA from Colletotrichum tamarilloi, 459 nucleotides. RefSeq lists its product as uncharacterized. The record is from RefSeq and is a predicted model, not a curated record. The transcript has 2 exons. Lineage: Eukaryota; Fungi; Ascomycota; Sordariomycetes; Glomerellales; Glomerellaceae. The coding region runs from base 1 to 459 and encodes 152 amino acids.
AUGCCGCCGCGCCGCCCUUCUGCACGGCUUCCUGCAGCUAAGCCCACGGACGUUGAGAGCAAGUCGGCAGGCUUAUGCUACAGGGAACAGCCUAGCAAUGCAACCUUCGAGUCAAAGUCACCCCAUCCCCGAUACUGCCCUGUCCGCUACUUGGUGCAGAACGGAAUAGCUGCUUCGAUGGCUGUCAUUGUGCAGCGUCUGCCUAUAGCGGCUUCUGGCGGCAGAGGAGAAAAAGAUAUGUGCUACUUAUUUUUGGGUGUUGCUGAAGACUUCCAGGGAAAGCCUUGUGAGGACCCUGCAACACAGCUGGCAGAGAACGAGUACCUCCUGUUACAGCUGUUUGCCAUGAAUAUCUCGAGGGCACACUUCACUGGCUACUCGGUUGUGCCCCUUUCGGACGUAGCCCCAGGCCAUGGGGUCGCAUUUAUCUCUCAGAGACCACAGUCGGGCAUUUAUUGA